This is a messenger RNA of Panonychus citri (citrus red mite), 4689 nucleotides long. RefSeq names its product circadian locomoter output cycles protein kaput-like. NCBI's taxonomy places the organism in Eukaryota, Metazoa, Arthropoda, Arachnida, Trombidiformes, Tetranychidae. The record is from RefSeq and is a predicted model, not a curated record. Gene Ontology annotation, cellular component: nucleus; cytoplasm; CLOCK-BMAL transcription complex. The transcript is spliced from 5 exons. The coding region runs from base 1443 to 3953 and encodes 836 amino acids. Gene Ontology annotation, molecular function: DNA-binding transcription factor activity, RNA polymerase II-specific; protein dimerization activity; RNA polymerase II cis-regulatory region sequence-specific DNA binding. Gene Ontology annotation, biological process: regulation of transcription by RNA polymerase II; circadian regulation of gene expression.
GACAUUUGUUAACCUGAACAGAGAAAUUUGUGGAAAGAACCAGAGAAUUUGAGAAAAUAUGAUUAAUUCAGUUAAUCCAAGAGACAGAUUAAGUUAAAAUUACGUCGCUGAUAAUCAACAAAAAAAAAUAAUCUUCCAAUGUAAAGAAAAAGUGAUUUGACUAAUUGAAAAUGAAAAUUGGAUUAAUCCAAAUAAAGGUAAGUUGGUGGAGAAAAGGAAAACAACAAAACCUUCAAUUGUGAUGAAUGGACAACAAUAUGUGACAAAGUGCCUGAGGAUUAAAUUACAGGUCAAAUUUAGGGUUAAUUGGAUCACCAAGGAAGAGAAAGAGAGGAAAAGAAUCAACAAUUAUAAUAAUGUGUCCAUUGGAAUAGUAAUAAUAUUGAGAUUGCUCCAUGGAGAUUAACUUAUUAUGAUUAUAUUCUUAUUAUAAUUUUAAUGAUGAAGAUUAACUAACCCAAUUUCUCUCUCUCUCUCUCUAAUCAUUUCCUCUGUCGAUUUACCUUUACCUUUGUUUACCAUUUUCUUUUUCCUCGAUAAUUUGAUUUCUCUCUUUUUCUAUUAAAAACCCUCAAUUCUCCGUCUCAUCAACCGUUCACAUUUCCAUCAUCAAAAGUGAAAGAGAAGAUAAAUUGUUCUCUGUCUAUUUUUCUUAUCUUCUCUGUCUAACUAAUCUCUCUGUCUACUGUGACUGUCUAAUGAUGACUUAGUGACCAAUUGAAGAGUUUAACUAAUCUCUCUCUCUCUUUCUCAAUCUCUGUUUCAGUUUCAAACCAUAUUUUGUCAUCUCACAUUUGAUCAGUUGAUUUACCAGGUCUGGAAAAUUUUCUAUCCAUCUAACAAUUAACUGGAUUAAGGAUUAUCUUUGAAAGUGUUGCCAUAAACGGAUCAUAAUACUCAUCGAAAUCAAUUUAAUUCUGUGGCCACUGAUCAAUGAUUCAUCAAUUAAUCUCUUCUUGUUUCUUUCAACAACCAUUUUAAUAUUUCAUUUUUUUCUGUGUCUCAAUCUCAACACUUUCUAUUAUCCAUCUUAAUUAUUUCCAUCUCUUCUCAGUUGAUUACAAUUAACCCUCAUUUCCAUCAUCUCAAUAUUUCCAACAUCAUUUUCUUGAUUCAUCAUCUCAAUUAAUCUCCAUUAUUGCCAUGGUUUUUUACUUUCACAUUCAACAGAAUCAACCUGUUGAUGCUCUUACAACAAUCGACCACAAUCACAGUUACAAUUUAAUUACUUUUAAUCUUCUCUUAAUCUUCACACCAAUUAUCAUUUUGAAUCUUCUAUUACCUGCUAACCAUUCAUCUUAAGUUUAUUUGGAUUAAUUGGCUUCAUAAUUUUCUAUUGGAACCAUUUUGUCAAUUCUUUUCUUGUUUAUUCUAAAUUGUGUUUUCUUUUUUUUCUGUUUCCAUCUCUUUUGCGUCCAUUUCAUUUCCACCAGGAAAACAAAAUGUCUUCCUCAGGAAGAAGCCGUCGAAGUCAAAUAGAUAGCUCAUCAGUAGCCAGUAGUGAUGGUUUUGCUGAGGAUAAUUUAUCAAUUGAUGUUGAACGAGAUGAAGUUAAAAGAAAAUCUCGCAAUCUCAGUGAGAAAAAACGUCGAGAUCAGUUUAACAUGUUGAUCAAUGAACUUUGCUCGAUGGUCAAUUUAGAUCCGAAUGAAGAAAUUGGAAGCUCAGGUAACAAGAAAAUGGAUAAAUCAUCUGUUCUUCGAGCUACAAUUACAUUUCUCAAGAAUCAUAAUGAAGAAGCAGCAACAAACACCUCAAGUGAAUUGGGCGAAGAAAAUUGUCAACCAGAUAAUUCAGCUAAUCACUCGUUCAUCAGCUCAUGGAAACCAUCAUUUCUCUCCACCGAAGAGUUUUCGCAUUUAAGCCUAGAGGCCUUGGAUGCUUUUAUUCUCAUUUUUGAUGCCGAUAACGAUGGGAAGAUCAUCUAUGCUUCGGAAUCAGUAUUUCCUCUUCUUGGAAUUAGCUCAUCAUACCUUUCGAAUACACCAUCAACUACUGCAACAACCUCUUCAUCUUCAUGUACUACAAUCACAUCUCGAGGAAUCAUUGGUUCAAAUAAUGAAAAUGAGUCAAAUAAUAUUGAUGGAACAUCGGUUUAUGACAUAAUUCAUGAAUCAGAGAAAUCAGCUCUUCGUAAACUUGUAAUGGAAGCAGUUAAUUGUGGUAAAGUGGAUGAAUUUUUCUCCAUGAUGAUUCAUUUUCGUCACCAUUCAACCAACUUGAAUCAAACAGAAAAAUCUGCUGAGUGUUUUUAUGAAUUAGUGCGACUUGUUGGUGCAUAUCGACGUAUCGAUGAUUAUAUGGGCUUCGGGUCAGCCAAGAAUUGUUUCUUGGCGAUUUGUCGUCUACAAACACCCAAACUUAUCAAAGAGCUUCACAUAUUAGCUCCAUUGUCACACGAUUUUGGAACAAUGAAAAAUAAUGAAUUCAUCUCGAGACACUCAUUGGAGUGGAAGUUUCUUUUUCUAGAUCAUCGAGCACCAAUGAUUAUUGGUUAUUUGCCAUUCGAAGUGUUGGGAACAUCGGGUUAUGAUUAUUAUCAUUGGGAUGAUUUGGAUCUUGUAGUUGCGGGUCAUCAGCGUUUAAUGCAAAUUGGAAGCGGUGAAUCUUGUUACUAUAGAUUUCUAACCAAAGGUCAACAAUGGAUUUGGCUGAGAACUAAGUAUUUUAUAACCUAUCACAUGUGGAACUCAAAACCUGAAUUUGUGGUGUGUACACACACAGUGAUCGACAGGGAUGAAAGAUCAUUAGAUAAUGUUAAAGAAGACAGUAAUCGACAGAACAAUGAAAGAGGGAAAAUUACUCAGCAUCAUUAUCAUCAUGAGAUGAAUUCAUCACGAGCAAACACAAGUAAUGAUUUCCAAGUGAAAAGUAAAUCAACUCAUUGGACUGUUGCUGAAUUCAACGAUCAUGAAAACACAAAUGAACAAACAAUUUACAAUUCGGACAAAAUCGCUGUCACUUAUCCUUCUAAUGAUUCAAACGGAUCAACACCUUAUUCAAUUUCAACAGUCAAUAUGAUGACCGGUGUUGAAGAUUGUUUAUCUUUACCCUCAUCCUCUCCAGCUGAUUAUGUUUUAAAUAACUCUAUUUACGACCCAUCUGCAUAUUUAAUGAAUCAAACACCAGUUUCACCUACUAAUCAACAACAAGCAAACCUUUUGACUGACCAACAGAAACAACCUCAAGGCCAUCAUGCAUCACAUCAACAUCUCCAAAAACCUUGUCAACCCCCUCAACCAUUACCUCCAUCAUCACAACACGUUCCAGCAUCAGUGUCACAAUCCAACAGUGUAUUGUCAUCUCAUCAACACUCACAAUCAACUUGUCAUCAACAGCAACAGCUACAUGAACAAUCUCAUCAACAACACCAACCUCCAUCACUACCACCUCCACCACCUCCUCCUCCUCCUUCAGCACCACAACAACAAAGUUUCGGAAGCUCUGCCGCUCUUGCGACAACAGGACCCAUGGUCUCAAAUUCAGUCGUUAGUAUGUCACAAUAUGCUAAUAUGUCAACAGAAAAUAGUCAAGUGUCUUAUGCAAAUCUUCAGGAAUUUUUACGAAAAAAGCAUCUACUUCUUCAGAAACAGAUUAAAGAACAACAAGAAGAGUUGCGACGAGUUUCAGAACAAUUGAUGAUGGUCCAAGUUGUUGGAAACGAUUCGACGAACUCAACACAACAACAACAACAAACAAGUGCAAGUGCAAGUGAUCAACAUGAAAUUGAAUCGAUUUCUGAGUUUACUCAACUUCAAACCUUAAGCACAGGAACAAAGCUUCAGAAUGUUCAACCAGAUUUAAUGGCUGAAUCAAUGACUCGAGGUGAAAAUGACCUCAACAACGCUGGCGCCAUUUACACUGACAUUUCCUGUUCUGACCACACAUUAAUUGCGAGAGAUUUUCCCCCUAAUCUGCAAAGUGUUGAUUGUCUUUAUCCUCAAGAUAAAUGAUCACCAAAUUCUUAAAAAUUUUUUUCUUAAUUUCUCUUCAAUUUAGAUUAACCUAUUCAUCUUUGAUUAACUUAAGGUGAAACACUUGAAAAAUAGGCCAACGUGAUUGAUUAAAAAAAGGAUUCAAUGGAUAAUCAAUUACUUAAUUAAUUGAAAUAAUCAAUAUGUUAUUCAUAACUUUCCACCAUCAUGACGAAAUCAUAAGUGCCAAUUUUAUGCGAUUUUCAAAAUUCAAAAUAACAUAACCGAGUUGACACUAUAAACAAAAUUCUCGCUAUUUGUUUUUCUCUCAUCUUUCCAACCUCGAUCCUCUACUUAUCCCUCAUCCCUCCCUUGUAAAUUGGUCAUUGAGCUCCUAGAGAGAGAGUGUGUGUGAAAGAGAGAGAGAGAGAGAGGAGAUGAAACGUUUAACUAACAUUUCUCAUUCUCCCAAAAAGGAUACCUCAUAUUAUUUGUUCACAAAUUGUUCAUAUGAUUGUUUAUAUUGUCAACCAAAGUCCUAGUCCUAUUCAUCAUCACCUCCCUCCUCUCACUCUCACUCCUCCUUGUAACCAGCUUUCUCCUCCUCUCUUUCACUUUAUCUUCAUCUCUUAUCCUCACACAUUACCAUUACCAUUAUUAUUAUUAUUAUUAUAUUAUUAUGAUAAUUGACUGAUACCAUAACUUAUAAACAGUCGCACAAACAAAAACAUGAGACAAUUGAAAAAAAAUUGCUUCAUGAUUAACAACUUUACAA